Spirometra erinaceieuropaei is the source of this 527-nucleotide messenger RNA. Lineage: Eukaryota; Metazoa; Platyhelminthes; Cestoda; Diphyllobothriidea; Diphyllobothriidae. The record is from the annotation of a GenBank genome assembly.
AUGUUCUCCUUCAGCUAUAUGUUUCACGGAGGCACCAAUUUCGGUUUCUGGAAUGGUGGCCGCAGUGGCUCUGACGCGGCCAUUACCACAAGCUACGACUAUGACGCACCUAUCUCCGAAGCAGGCGAUGUGACGACAAAAUACAUGAUGCUUCGAGACUUACUUUUUAAGGUUUUUUUUCCUGCACACCCGUUUAUCUACCUUGUAUUUUUUGCCACCUGAUAUGCACAAGCGGUGGAUCUAGGGUCCCCCCCUUUUUCGAGCCUUUUUGGUUUCUCUGUCAAUGCAGUGAUUACCGACAAGCAUCAGUGAGCACGUUAAUUGGUUUCCUCAUUAUUUUUCCACGUAGCUACGAAAAGAAACGCCGCCCCCACUACCGUCGAAUAUAACGAAAAAGGCCUAUGGGACUGUUCCGGUCAGACCAGUAAGUUCAGGGGUGUUUUUUGAAUUCUUUCUGUUUUUUCUUUAUACAGCCGGCACUGUCUUCUAAGAGCCUGCUAAUACUUAUCAUGGGUGCUCUUUUCUGA